Molecule: messenger RNA, 465 nt
Organism: Schistocerca gregaria
Lineage: Eukaryota; Metazoa; Arthropoda; Insecta; Orthoptera; Acrididae
Exons: 3
Coding region: 11-388 (125 amino acids)
Source: RefSeq, a predicted model, not a curated record
UGUAUUGUCAAUGUUUUGUCAUAAAUCACCAUUAUCUUUGGCUUCCCGUAAGUCUGUGAGAGUUGAAGAUAUUUAUGAACCAGUUUGGUUUGCAUACCAGCUUAUGGAAUCAUUUCUUUUGCUGAUAUAUACCAACAAGACUGGUUUGAACUCAGAUACGCAAUCAAGAUCAUCAGAAACAGCUGGCGAAGAAAUUAUUGAUGAAGCCAAGGAGACAGAAAAUUAUAACAGCGUGGCAGGUUCCUCGACUCCUGCAUCUACGGUUUCUUCACCAUCUACAAGUAAAUCUAAGGAGAAACCUCAUCGUCGCACUGCUUCGAAUAUAGCAGAACAGCAAAUGGCCACAGCAUUUGGUCAGUUAACGAAUAUAUUUAGUCAAUGUCCAUAAUGUACAAAUUCUGAAGAUGAUGAAUGUGAUCUGUAUGCUAAGCUACUAGCCAAAAAGAUAUGGGAACUUACUCAAGA